UUACCAGGCUGUAUGCAAGUGCGAGCCAUCAGCCGGACGAAGCGUGCCCGCUCUUCAGUAUCUGCUCCCCCGAGAGACCUCCUUGUCCUACAUCUGCGAACAGGGCAUAAGGAUGAGAGCCUGUUGGUCAGCGAUAGAACUCACACCCUGCCGGUGCAGACUCUGUCCUCCCCUCCUGCGCAUUCUCAAGCGAUUGCUCGCGGGGCUCCUGAGAAUUGCCCACAUAUGACGCGUGACUCUUUUAUUUUUUUUGUGGCGAGAACCCAAGGCCGACAGGAACGAAAAUAUCGGACGGCAAGGACGCCUGGGGGGGAAGGCACGGCUUUUGGGCCGCGUCCCUUGCACAUGGCCGGAUCGGGCGGUUCGGCACUCCCCCGCUGGCCCAGAAGCGAAAGAAACGCCAACAAGCCUAUAAAUUGACUUCCCAAAGGCUUGAGGUGACACACACACAAAGACCGAACAGAUAAAAAAGAGAUAACGUUACUUUCACAAGGACAGCCUCCCUCGGUAAAAAAAAAACCCAAACCAGAACAAACCAACCAGCAUCCAGUACAAGAAUUCACUCAAGACACGCUUUGCACCCAAAACGGGGAGGAACGUAGUCAAAGCAGCAGAGGCGUUUUUCCAGAGGGCUGUUGAUUGCUCACCCGGGGGGUGUCGCAGUAGACGGAGCCCGGUGGGGGUCCCCUCAAGCGCGCUGUGGGGCUGGGAGGAGGCGGGGAGCCCUGCGCACGGGGACCAGCGCGCGGCACCUCCUCGCUGUACCGUUACAGCGCCCGCCGCGCGCUCAAACUUUGCAGUUUCAGCCGCGCGGCGCCUCGCCUCCUUCCCCUCUCUCUUCCACGUUUCCUGGCUGACCGAUAUUAGCGGAGUGGCACCGGGGGGCAGGGGGAGUUGAGUCUGUACUCCCGCGUGACUCACAGCGUGCUUCUGUUUUCGAAUGGCUCAGGGGCACGGAUGCUGGUGGCGCCCCGGAGUGACGCGCGGCGCUAACGAGGGGCUCCUGGACAGGGGGAUGGCGGCAGACUGAGCCACACGGCGGAGGAGCCCUGCUAGAUCUCUCAGUACGUGGCCCACUGUCUCCCCCGGCUCUUCACUGUGGUUUUUAAUGUCUGAGCUGCAGAGAGUCCUGGCAGGACAGGAUGUUGCCUUGUUGGACUACAGGGAGGCUGACUGGAGUUUUUGCCUUUAAAGAGAAGCUCAGGUCACGGGAAUCGCCUGCUGUUUAUUUAUUUUUUUAAAGACUGAAAAUCCUGCAAGCUUGAAGCUCUGCGGGGUGCCGGAUGGUCACCCCUGACCCCUUUGUUACUACUGAACAUUGUGAAGCUCCGACUGCCCCCGGCCCGCCCUCCACUGCCUCAUGAACUGCCGAAGGAAGGCGUGCCUGUGCGCGCUCCUGUGUGGGGCGCUGUUCCUCAUGCUGGUCACUCACGGCAGACAGAAGUGGACGCCAGGCCUCCAGCGCCUGGCCCCCGCGGCGAGGGGCCAGGCGAGGAACCAGACGCGCGCGCCGCCGGCCCGGAGCAGGCCCCCCGGCGCCCCGUGCGGCUGCCCCUCCUGCGUCUCGGAGCGGGGGCGCUCGCCGUGGUUCGACCAGCGCUUCGACGCCCGGCAGCUGCCCUUCCUCGCGGCCCAGAACGGCAGCGUCCCUCCCAGUGCGCUGCAGUGGUGGCUGGCUUUGCAGCGGUCCUCGGACGCGCAGGAGCCCUACCAGGUGAUCCAGAAGAUGUUCCAGGUGGUCUCCGAGCCGCCGCCGCACAAGCCCGCUGUGCCGGCCCGCUGCAGGAGGUGUGCAGUGGUGGGGAACUCGGGAAACCUCCGGGGCUCCCACAAUGGGCCCCUGGUAGACUCCCAUGACGCUGUGAUCAGGAUGAACAAGGCGACCACGCUGGGGUUCGAGGCCGACGUGGGGAACAGGACCACGCACCACUUCAUGUACCCCGAGAGCGCGGUGGACCUGCCCCCGGGGGUGUGGCUGGUCCUGCUGCCCUUCAAGCUGCGGGACCUGCAGUGGCUGGCCAGCGCGCUGUCCACCGGGGAGAUCAAAACAACUUACAUGAGAGUCAAAGAGCGGGUUCAAGCCGAUAAGGACAAGGUGAUUGUGGUGAACCCGGCCUUCUUUAAAUACACCCACGACAGCUGGACAGAGCAUCACGGGCGGUAUCCUUCCACGGGCAUGCUGGCUAUAAUUUUCGCUCUGCACAUCUGUGACGAGGUGUCUGUAUUCGGCUAUGGGGCUGACCCCCAGGGCAACUGGCACCAUUACUGGGAGGAUAACAAAUACGCCGGAGCCUUUCGGAAAACGGGGGUCCACAACGCCGAUUUCGAAACCCACAUCAUACUAAAGCUGCACUCGGAGGGGAAAAUCAAGCUGCACAGGUGACGAGGGUAGGAACUGCAAAUAAAAACAACCCCCAGGGUUUUGGAACGCCACGCACCAGUACCUCUGUGAAACAGACGAGGCGGUGAUGAGAGAGAGCAACGAGUCACAAGACAGCACCUCAUCAAGAGGGGGAAAGAGAACCCUCUUUGGGAUUUUAAUUUUUCUUAAAGGAUUUUUUUUUUUUAAGCAUGCUCGUGCAGAAGGUCCAGAAAGCAGGGCAGCCCCCGGCUGAAGAAUGGAAGGACCCGAGGAGCUGGACCUUCAGAAAGGACUGCAGGCGAAAACAAAACAAAAAAAACGCACGUUUUUGCCGAGUCACUUGUUUUUAUAGGUAUGGACUUUUUUUUUAAAAAAUCACUUUUGUUACUGGUCCGCCACACCCACAAGCCUUAUGUCGCACGACACGGGAGGAAGAAGGGUCUUGAGCAGCCUGGGGGAGGGCGGACCACCGGCGUGGGGCUGCAGUGUGGUCCCAGACCCGGGUCUCCUCGCUGCGGCGUUCGAGAGCAGCCGAGGCCUCUUCUGAUGAAAGAGAAUAAAUCUUGGACAAAACCCCAGCG
Messenger RNA from Lepisosteus oculatus (spotted gar), 2943 nucleotides. RefSeq names its product ST3 beta-galactoside alpha-2,3-sialyltransferase 8 (gene st3gal8). Gene Ontology annotation, cellular component: membrane. NCBI's taxonomy places the organism in Eukaryota, Metazoa, Chordata, Actinopteri, Semionotiformes, Lepisosteidae. Gene Ontology annotation, biological process: sialylation. The record is from RefSeq and is a predicted model, not a curated record. Gene Ontology annotation, molecular function: beta-galactoside (CMP) alpha-2,3-sialyltransferase activity.